AUUUGUUUAUUUGACGUGAAAACGAGUUGGCCUAUUCUCCAUAGAUCGAUCGCAAUCUCUGUGUACAUGAAAAUUGAUGUGUUUGUAGUAGGUAUACAUAGGUCAAAACGGCAGCUGGUCCUAAGGCGUUCAGUAAAUGACACCGGAUUUGCUGCUCGCUUACUUUUCACUCUCUCUCUCUCGAUUACCUGCGGCUCUAAUGCUUAUAUCCAUACAGGUAUAUGCUACAGGUUGAGACUUAUCUACCAGAUACAUAAUUAUCUUACCUAACGCUUAGCGGAUGAUUCUUGUUGCAUCAGGAAGCAAACUCAACCAGUCUGGACAACUGUAAUGUUGCACCUGUAAUUGUACACCUGUGACAUCACACCUGUAUUUACAGGUAGAUGUGAUAUAGGUGUGGACCCGUACAUGUGGACGUCAUUAUGGACAUUGUAUUUAAGUAACACAGAUAUAUACCAGAAACAGGUUCUAUUCUAACAUUAAUUCAGUCUGUGAGUCUCUGUAUAAAUUACGUGUCGGCUAGGUUUAACUUGCUGGUAUGUUCGUCCUUUAAGUCUGGACCUGUAUGCAGGUCGUGACCAUAAACAUUUUGUGAACAAGGAUGUUGAAUAGUAAUUUUCUAUCGCAUACCACUGUUUUGCUGAAAGCAAGUUUAGGAUUUUUACCAGCGGUUACACCAAGAGCAGAUCAUUGAUGCUGAUAGCCGGGGAAGUGAAUUGUUGAUUCUUGGAUGUGAAAAUCACCGACAGUGACACUUUGGGAUUUAUUCAACUACUAUGGCAUUUACCCCGACUACUUACACAAACAAUACAACCAUGGUUCCUGCCGUCAACUCAUCCACGCCUCUCAGUCCAGGACAGAUGGAGGUGAUUCUCCGGAAAUUGAACGACGAGAAGGCUAUACAAUAUUUACCGGUGAUCAUAUACAUGAUGUUGCUACUUCUAGUUGGGUCUAUCGGAAACAUCGUCGUGUUUUUCGUCUACUGGCACAAAAAGACAAAAACGUCUUCACAUUAUUUCAUUCUUAACCUCGCUAUCCUUGACCUUUUGACUUGUUUAGUUGGCAUGCCAACAGAAGUUGCCGAUCUCAGAUACCCGUAUAUGUUCUACGCCCCAGCGGCGUGUAAACUUUUACGCUUCAGUGAAUCGGUGUCGACAAUCGGGUCGUCCAUCACCCUCAUAGCCGUGGCGUUCGACAGAUACUACAGAAUAUGCAGGCUAGGGAAGCAGAUCUCUGUAAAAACAGCUAAAGUCAUCUGUGUUAUAGCUAUAAUAAUAGGAGUGGCGACAUCCUGGCCCGCCUGUAUCAUUUUCGGCGAGAAGACGGUUGACGUCGGCAUUGAGGGUAUCGUCGGAGUGGAUUGUUCUACUGACGACUCGAUGCGUCACACUUUGUAUCCAACGCUUUACUACGGGGUUCUCUUCCUUCUCUUUAUAGGAUGUGUCAUUUUCUUCACCGUCAUAUAUUCUAAAAUAGGCGCUGUUAUAUGGACGAGGAAGAAAAUCAAAAUUGGCGAAAAGGCGCCGGAAAUUCCUCAAAACAAAGACCGGACAUUUAAUGACAGCACGGCAUCAGAUCGUGUGUCAUCGGACCCCAUCAGCACAGAAAUGUCGUCAGACCAGGAGGCCAACUGGGACGACACGCGCAGGAAUUCUACGGCGUCACGGAACGUGUUCAAAAAACGCGGACAAAAACACCAGAUCCGCGUAACGAGAACCACCGUCGUUCUUUUCGCCGUCACAGUUGCUUACGUCAUCAGCUUCCUUCCAUUCCUAAUCUUCAUGGUCGUCAGAAGUAUAAAGAAGGACUUUGAGGCUGGUCUAGAUCCAGCCGGCGAGGUGGCGUAUAAGUUCGGUUCCAAGUCGUAUUUCAUCAAUAAUGCCAUAAACCCAGUCAUCUACAGCUUUCUCAAUGUAAACUUCCGAAAGGACACGAAGGCACUCUUUAAAAGGUGUCUCGCGUGUUGUUGUUGUCGUAACAGAGACGUGUGAAAAAUAUUUUCUUAUUUAUUAAUUUAAAUCCAUUAUCUUACAAUUGUCUGACGGUUGACUCAAACUCCGUAUAUGCAGACGAAUGUGUUCGAAUCCUGGAUUCUAUAGAAUUUCAACGACGACAGUGGGGCACGUUUUUAAAUGUCCUCUCUUUGACAUCUUUCACUGAAAGAGGCUGUUUGGUGCUUAAACCUGGUGCUGGUACAUCACGUGGUAGAGACACCAAUACGCAUGUGCAUUCGCAUUCACAUUCAGUUAAUUGAGUAAAAAGUGCUGGACGCUUGUACUCGAUUAAAUAUUAAUACUGUCAUCGAUCAUUUUAUUAUCAUUGUCAUCACCAUUAGGCUAUCAUCGUCGUCAUCGCACAUAAUGUCGUUGUCAUUUACAUCACCAUAGUCAUUGUUAGUAUUACUCAUAGUUACCAUUGUCAUUAUUCAUCCUAUUUUUAAGAAAUGACGCGGUUUUCUACCAAUCCUGAAUUGUAAAAAAUGAACUGAGUUUUUCUCGUUAGUACAACGCUGAUACACGCCUUCCCUGUGUGGACCUGUGAUUCUGUGUCACUAUAACAGAUGACGUGUUUGGUGCUGGGUGUAUAUCAGAAGUCCUACUGUACAAACAAUGAUAGUCGGCCGGUAUAUAGCCAAUGUUUUUAACAUGUCUAGACAAUUUCCUGCGAGAUAUUCUGGACAAUUAUAAGCUUAUAUUGGCAGUAUUAUUGAUUUUCGCAAUAGUUGUUAGUGAUCUAUUCGUAUUUCGAGAAAUAGCAUGCAAAACGAAAUCCAAGUGAUUUUAAAUUAUUUUAAAGACAUGUUACCGUCAAUAUAUCAAUGUAAGAGAAUUACUGUUUUGUAAAAGAACUAUCAUUUUCGAGACGUGAUAUUUCCGAAAUACUUGAGAAUUCGUCACAUGAUCUAAGCUGAAUGUAGGCAUAUGUUAAGAGUUUACAGGGACCAGUGUUUUCUUGAUUUUACUUCGAUAAUAUUUUGGAACGAUUGUUGUAUUUUUGUACUGUCUGGUUUUUUUAAAAGAAUUUUCCCAUUCAGUGGACUAAUUUGUUACUAUUUGUCGUAAUUUGCUAAAUAGAAUCUAUCACGUUAUGAUCGUUAUCUGUACCCUACGUAGUUUUAUAUAUUUAUGUAUUAAUGUAUUUCGUCAGCAAGUGUUUUUUCUAUAGAUAUAAGGAAUGCAAUGUGUCCCGUUGAUAUUGACGUACCCUUUCCUGGCUGGGUUGCUUGCUGACGCUCUUUCACGUUGACAAAACUAUUGCGUAUGUUAUCGAGCUCCAACCUUGAUGCUUUUCAUUUGUAACAAGGUAUCCCUUGGAAAACGACUUCAUCAAGUAGAGAGAGGAAUAGUCAAUGGUUGUUAUUGUACCCGACACACGAGAAUUUAAUAUUCAUCGUAAAAUACUCCCUGUCCUGACAUUUAGGACAAAACAUUGAUGUCCCAGUAGUUAUACAUAUUUAUAAGACAAAAUGCCAGUUACAUGUAACAAAUGGUUCAUAGGAUAAUGUACUGAAAAAAACAGUGAGUAACUCAGCCAUUCGGGUUCGAAUACAUUUUUCAACUAGAAGGAUUAUUGUCCUUUGCUACCUUUUGUUUCUUCUUCUUACAUGUUUCAUUAAAAUAAUUCCUA
Molecule: messenger RNA, 3627 nt
Organism: Mizuhopecten yessoensis (Yesso scallop)
Lineage: Eukaryota; Metazoa; Mollusca; Bivalvia; Pectinida; Pectinidae
Product: orexin receptor type 2-like
Exons: 2
Coding region: 777-1991 (404 amino acids)
Biological process (GO): neuropeptide signaling pathway
Cellular component (GO): membrane
Molecular function (GO): neuropeptide receptor activity
Source: RefSeq, a predicted model, not a curated record